GGUCGCUGCGCAAGUGACGUCGGCAAGCAUCUGUCUACAACACAAACUUCGCGUUUGCGAAUUUGCGAAAUUGGUGAUCGACAUUCAUCGAAAUUGCCUGGCCCCCUCAUUCUGAGUACUAUGUUCUCCUCUUAUUAGACUCUGUCUUGCAGAGUCACGUUUUCCUUGCUAGGAGUGUAAACCGUGCUUGCAGUCAGGCGGAACAAUUCUUCUACUUAAGUGACAUUGCAAAGCUGUUUGUGACAUCAGCCGGACGCAAGCAACAGUUUACUUGAUCCAUGCCUGGUUUUCCUUUAAUGAUUACACUAUCUACGGUGUUACGAAUUGCUCCAUUACGAUUACCGUUACUGCCAUAAGAAGUCGGACAGCGAAAGGGUUAUUAGGGCACAAUGUCAUCUGCAGUGGAAAAGUCUCCAAGCAAGACAACAUUAGUUCCGCAGGCGAUGGAGAACAAGGAACCUCAAGAGGACUAUUCGAGUAUCAGAGGCAAAACCACGCUUGUCAGUCCCACUUCUGAGCAAUUUGAUCUUCUGCUGCGUCAGCUCCGCGAGAGGUUAGACGACGGUCGAGGAGAAACAAUUUAUGAGAUUGGAAUCGGAGAAGAUUCCACCGAGGCUGGUUUGGCUGAAGAUGAAUUUGAGGCCUCAGUGGCCACUUUGAAAUCGUUGGCCAGCACUCUUGACUCUGACUGCAAGGAGCUGCGUCAACGUCAGCUGGAGAAGGGUCUGACUGGCCAGUUCUUGGUCAGGAAGCGAUUAGAUGAGCAGGAUUUCUUGGAAAUCCGAGUGGCUGUGGUUGGAAAUGUGGACGCGGGAAAGUCCACCCUUCUUGGAGUCUUAACCCAUGGAGAGCUGGACAACGGCAGGGGACAUGCUCGCCAGAAGCUCUUCAGACACAAACAUGAAAUGGAGUCAGGAAGAACAAGCUCAGUUGGAAACGAUAUUCUGGGCUUUGACAGUAUAGGCAAUGUUGUGAACAAACCUGAGCACGGCUCCUUGGAUUGGGUCCGCAUCUGUGAGCGGUCGGCAAAGGUCAUCACAUUCAUCGACCUGGCAGGUCACGAACGAUACUUAAAAACUACUGUCUUUGGCAUGACAGGGCACGCACCUCACUUUGGAAUGUUGAUGGUUGGGGCCAACGCAGGAAUUGUUGGCAUGACAAAGGAGCACUUGGGGCUGGCGUUGGCCCUCAAUGUGCCCGUCUUUGUGGUGGUCACCAAGAUUGACAUGUGUCCACCAAACGUCCUGACCGACACCCUGAGAUUGCUUGUCAAAGUGCUCAAGUCUCAAGGGUGCAGGAAGGUACCUGUCAUGGUCAGAUCUGAAGAUGAUGUUGUCCUCAGCGCAACUAAUUUUGUUUCUGAAAGGUUAUGUCCAAUCUUUCAAGUAUCCAACGUUUCUGGGGAGAACUUGGAUUUGCUGAAAAUGUUUUUGAACCUGCUGACAACGCGGAACAAUGCCAGAGAUGAUGAGCCAGCUGAAUUUCAAAUUGAUGACAUGUACAGCGUCCCUGGUGUGGGAACUGUGGUAUCUGGCACAACUCUGGCGGGGACGAUCCGGUUAAAUGACACGCUCUUGCUAGGCCCAGAUUUGUUAGGUCAUUUCACUCCGAUUGCAAUUAAAAGCAUCCAUCGAAAAAGGAUGCCUGUCCGUGAAGUGCGUAGUGGACAGACUGCUUCUUUUGCUCUCAAAAAAAUCAAGAGGUCUCACUUGAGGAAAGGCAUGGUGAUGGUUGCCCCAUCAUUAAACCCAACAGCCUGCUGGGAAUUUGAAGGUGAAAUCCUGGUUUUACACCAUCCAACCACAAUCAGCUCUCGCUAUCAGGCAAUGGUUCACUGCGGAAGCAUCCGCCAAACUGCAUCUAUCUUAUCAAUGAAUGCAGACUGUUUACGAACUGGUGACAAAGCGCUUGUCCACUUCAGGUUCAUAAAACACCCUGAAUAUCUCAAACCUGGUCAACGGAUGGUUUUCCGUGAAGGCAGAACAAAGGCUGUAGGCAACGUUUUGAGGCUAAUUCCACAUGCCAGUCCAGGCGCCCAACUACCUCGACCAAAGCCUAACAAGAUGCAGAAACAGCAGCAUAUCAGUGCAGCCAGCCACACGCCAUCUCCAGCACCUUCAGUGUCAACGUCAGCAUCACUAGCUCAGAAUGAUGGAAGCACUGGACAGUUUGAGAUGGACAGGCGUGAGAACACGCCCAAUCGCACGGGGCGCAAGAGCAGAGGAAGGAGGGGAGGCAGGGGAAGGUCUUCUGCCGAUAGGACAUCUAGCCCAGGCGUGAAGCCUCUUGGGGAACAAAAUGCUGGCGCGGCAAGACCAGGAAAAGCUUGAAGCAAGCAAUCUCUUGAGAAAUUGGUUCUCUGGGACUUUUCCAUGAGAGCUCUUUUAAAUAAUUUUAAAUUUUAUUUUGAAGCAAAACUAUGCAUGCGAGAGUGUUUGUGUUCUAGGAGUACAAAGCCUACUCAUCAAAAUGCCAGAAAUUUUGUGUUCUUUUUGCCCUCUGUUAAUUGCCAAUGUUGAUUUCUAGGACAAUCUAGCUGUUUUAAUCCUGCCCACAUAUUUUCUGAUUUUAAAGAUCAAGCCCCUAUUGGAGAAGAUAUAUUUUGGAUUACUCCGGCUUGUAUAUUUACUUGCCCUAAUAAAGUUUUACUGUAUACAGCUUUAUGUUAAAGAUAAUUGAUCUCCAAUAAAGCAAUUGUUAACAGUA
Cloeon dipterum is the source of this 2706-nucleotide messenger RNA. It is a transcript of the gene GTPBP1, whose product is annotated as GTP-binding protein 1. Lineage: Eukaryota; Metazoa; Arthropoda; Insecta; Ephemeroptera; Baetidae. The coding region runs from base 390 to 2330 and encodes 646 amino acids. The transcript is spliced from 11 exons. Gene Ontology annotation, biological process: translational elongation. The record is from RefSeq and is a predicted model, not a curated record. Gene Ontology annotation, molecular function: GTPase activity; translation elongation factor activity; GTP binding.